Messenger RNA from Parus major (Great Tit), 532 nucleotides. Its product is annotated as collagen alpha-1(III) chain-like. The record is from RefSeq and is a predicted model, not a curated record. The annotation marks the transcript as partial. Lineage: Eukaryota; Metazoa; Chordata; Aves; Passeriformes; Paridae. The transcript is spliced from 2 exons.
AGGAGAAGGAGAAGAUGAUGAUGAUGAUGAUGAUGAGGAUGAUGAUGAAGAGGAAGAGGAGGGGCCGCGGCCGCCGGCGGGGGCGGAACUUCCCGGGUCAGCGGCGGCGGCUCCAUCCGGCCCGGGCGGAGCCUCCGGGAGCGGAACCGGGGCAGCCCCGGGGCCCCCGAGCGGCUCCGGAACCGGGGGGACCCCGGGGGGCCCGAACCGGGACCGGGACCGGGACCGGGAACAGAACCGGGAGAGGAACCGGGAACGGAACCGGGGCAGCCCCGGGGCCCCCGAGCGGCUCCGGAACCGGGGGGGGCCCGAACCGAGCCCGGCGGAACCGGGACCGGGAGAGGAACCGGGAACGGAACCGGGAGCGGAGCCGGUACCGGCACCAUGCAGGAGAGCUACGAGUCCCUGAUGCUGCUGGAUUUCCCCAUUCCCAAGCCCAACAUCAUUUCCCGCCUGGAGCCCGAGGAGGAUUUGGGGGUCCCGGACCCCAACGACUCCAAGGAGUGGGAAAUCCUCCGGGUGGCCCCGGCAG